CUUAUUAGUCUGUGGUAUUGAGUUAGAGUUAGGUAGGUACAAGUUAGGUAGGAGUCGCCAUUUUUAUUUGAUUUGCUGGCUUUUUCUGAAGUCAAUUUGUGCAUCUUCUUUGUUUCCUCACUAAACUUCUUUAAAACGAGUAAAGAAAUUGUUAUUUUUUUGCUGUAAAUAUACAAGAUUACCGACAGUGAUAUAAAAACAGAGUACUGUGGACGAAGCCAAAUAAUUUGGUUCAGGAUGUCGGCACAUGAGCAAAUGAGGGCGAUGCUGGAUCAAUUGAUGGGCACAGCUAGAAACGGUGAAACUGACAAACAUGGAGUAAAAUUUUAUGAUGAUGCUGUUUGUAAAUCUUUCCUUCUACAAUGUUGUCCCCAUGAAAUUCUAUCUUCUACGCGUAUGGACUUGGGUGAGUGUCCAAAAAUACAUGAUCUGGCUCUUCGGGCGGAUUUUGAGUUAGCCUCCAAAACCAAAGACUAUUUCUAUGAUAUUGAUGCGACUGAGCAUUUGGAGGCUUUUAUCGCCGACUGCGACCGUCGCACGUCGGCGGCGAAGCAGCGUUUGGCAGAAACACAGGAAGAACUGUCUGCAGAAGUGACAGAAAAAGCCAAUGCUGUACAUGAGUUGGCGGAACAGAUUGGGCAGAAGCUUGCCCGCGCCGAGGCCCUGGGAGAAGAGGGCAUGGUGGAGGAGAGCAUGAAGCUUAUGGGAGAGAUUGACGAACUUCGUAAGAAAAAAGCCGUGGCGGAACAAGAAUACCGUAACUCAAUGCCGGCAUCAUCGUAUCAACAGCAAAAAUUGCGCGUGUGUGAAGUAUGCUCGGCUUAUUUAGGCAUUCAUGACAAUGAUCGCCGAUUGGCUGAUCAUUUCGGAGGAAAGCUCCAUCUCGGAUUUAUUACUAUACGCGAGAAACUUGCCGAGUUGAAGAAAACUGUGGAUAAGAGGCGUGAAGAGCGCGGGGCAUCAGAAAGGGAACGUGGAGGGAGUGGACGUCGUCAUUACGUAGGCGGACGAGAGUUGGAUCGGCGCGCGCGACGGCAUCGCGAGUCUGCGAGGGACAGGGAUCGUGGUGAUCGUAAGGAUGGCGACCGUGAUCGCAAGGAAGAUCGUGACCGUAAGGAUGGUGAUCGCGAUCGCGACCGCGAACGUAAGGAUCGGGAACGCGGUGACAGAGACCGUGACCGCGAACGUGAACGCAAGCGCAGUCGAUCUCGUAGCAGGAGCCGGCGCGGGUCCCGCGAGCGUGACUCCCGCCGCAGCCGCUCGCACCGCUCCUCGUCACGUGAGCGCGAGCGUGAACGUCGCCGCGAGUAACCCCCCCACACCGCCAUCUAAGCUUUACCAUCAUCACACCAACACCUAAACCGACAUAUGGAGUACAUAGAUUAUUUAUUUGCCAAGAUAUAUCUCACGUUUUGAUGUAAUUUGUAGACUCGUGAACGAUUACUAUCCUUGCUAGCCAUGUGAAAGUGUUGAAAUGAAAUUUAUCACUUGGAUAUGUUUCAAUAUUCGAAUAGUAGUUGAUCGAGUUAUUGCUCUAUCGGCUGUAAGCAGGUAUAUUUGCUCAUCGACAUUAUUAGAUAGGAUGUAAGCUUGUUAUGCCGUUGAUUGUCGGCCGUGAGCAGCAAAUGUGUGAUAAAACGAAAUUUGUUGUAAGGAUCUCUCUUGUGAGUAGUAUGAAAUGUCAAACAUACUUGAAUGCAUGUUAGAAAUAAGAUAAACAUGUAAAGGAAAUAAGUAUGCAAUAAACAGGUGUGAAUUUCAAGUCAAAUGCGACGUGUUGCAUUGUAACUUGUAGUGUAGGUAGUCAUAACGGUUACAUUUUAAACAUUAGUGUGUAAUUUAGUAAUUAAUGAAUUAGCUUGUGAUGAGAUGAUUUUAAACAGUUGUUUUUUAGUUAUUAAUUUCUAUGGUGUUGAAAUAUAUAUUAUGUAUUGCUUUAUGUGUAAUGAAAGAGUCUGGGGACGUAUUUAAGAUUUUCUAAAUUAGGGGUCUGAGAGUUUAGUUUCUGGAGUUACCUUUUUACUUAAAAAAUUAUACCUCAAAAUGAUAUUUGAUUUAAAAUUCAGACUGCCUUUGUGCAGCAACCGCUAAGAUUGUUUGUCUGAUAAUUUUGUUGAUGAAUAAAAGCAUUCAUAAGGAAA
Molecule: messenger RNA, 2141 nt
Organism: Pectinophora gossypiella (pink bollworm)
Lineage: Eukaryota; Metazoa; Arthropoda; Insecta; Lepidoptera; Gelechiidae
Product: putative RNA-binding protein Luc7-like 2
Exons: 7
Coding region: 238-1311 (357 amino acids)
Biological process (GO): mRNA splice site recognition
Cellular component (GO): U2-type prespliceosome; U1 snRNP
Molecular function (GO): mRNA binding
Source: RefSeq, a predicted model, not a curated record